This is a messenger RNA of Larimichthys crocea (large yellow croaker), 1149 nucleotides long. Its product is annotated as probable G-protein coupled receptor 139. Gene Ontology annotation, molecular function: G protein-coupled receptor activity. Lineage: Eukaryota; Metazoa; Chordata; Actinopteri; Sciaenidae. The transcript is spliced from 3 exons. Gene Ontology annotation, cellular component: plasma membrane. The record is from RefSeq and is a predicted model, not a curated record. Gene Ontology annotation, biological process: G protein-coupled receptor signaling pathway. The coding region runs from base 61 to 1149 and encodes 362 amino acids.
CAGAGGUCCUGUAGACACCAGGUAUUAGCAUGUGAGCCAUUGCCUGGUGGUGAAUGAACCAUGGAGGGAGGCAUCUCAGUCACCGUCUUCAUCACUGUUCAGAAGAUCUAUUACCCGUUGCUUUGCAUCAUGGGCAUUCCAGCCAACCUCUUCACAUUCUACAUGAUCUGCUUCCGUAAAUGUGGGAUGUCUGACACGGCCAUUAUUUACCUGAGCUGUCUGGCUAUUGUGGAUACUUUCUACCUGGUGUGGGUGAUCCUUAUUGAUCUGACCCUCACCUUCUGGGUACAGCGGCCCUUCUGGCACUCCAAUCCCUGGUGUGGCAUCUUGGGGUUCCUGCAGUAUGGAUCAUUGUAUAGUUCCUCUUGGAUCGUGGUGGUGUUCACCAUCGAGCGUUACCUUGUCCUCCGUAGCACGACGGCAAAGAAGCACUUCUCGCAGGCCUGGGUCACUAAACUGACAUGUGUCGCUAUCGUUCUGGCAUCACAUCUUGUCUCUGUGCCGCUGGGUUGGAUCAACAUCGUCACACCUGUCAAUGAUAUUAUAGACGGGGUUAAUGUGACGCUGCCCAAGUGUCAUUACCGUGAUGAGACCUACUCUACUGUUAUAGUGUGGAUAACCACCUUCCUCUCAGGGGGAAUACCCAUUGUGUUGGUUAUCAUCUUCAACUACCUCAUGGGGUACCAUCUGUGUCGGGCCAGAAAUCUCUUCACCAAGGAGGAGCGUCGUGUCAUGCACGGGCGGAGCAGCAGGGGAAUGUUGAAGAGGACCAUCCUGCUGCUGAGCACCGUCUCCGUGGCCUUUGUCGUGCUCAGCCUGCCCCGCUUUGUCACUUACUGCAUCCUGAGGACCAAGUACAACAACAAUAACUUCAACAGGGACGACUACAACAUCCCCAUCAACGUAGCUGGAGAUUUGGCCAAUAUGCUGCAGAACCUCAACUCCACCACCAACUUCCUGCUGUACUGCAUGGUCAGCCGCCGCUUCCGGCGGGAGCUGGUCCAGGUGGUGUCUUGUAAAUCAAAAGCACGUGAGCUUGCCUCUGUCCUCAACCACACCACCAUGAAAGUUUUCUCAGUUGUGGAUCAUAAGACCUUGCCGUCUAGCAACCCAGGCACUGUGGUGCUCACCAAACUCAAACAGACUUAG